This is a messenger RNA of Sporothrix brasiliensis 5110, 3513 nucleotides long. RefSeq names its product ankyrin repeat protein. Gene Ontology annotation, molecular function: protein binding. NCBI's taxonomy places the organism in Eukaryota, Fungi, Ascomycota, Sordariomycetes, Ophiostomatales, Ophiostomataceae. The transcript has a single exon. The coding region runs from base 1 to 3513 and encodes 1170 amino acids. The record is from RefSeq and is a predicted model, not a curated record.
AUGCCAUCUUCCAAAAACGACGACCGCCACGAGCCAGGUCCCGCGCAUCAGCUCAAGCCUGCGGACGCAAAUGCAAACUCGGACGAAAAGACCGUGGAACCUUUAGGGUUUCGCAAGAAGGUGCGAGGCUGGUGGCGGCACCGAAAGGACGGCGAGCGGGAACAGCGGGACCGGCCCGAACACCACGGUCGGUUAGCUCGACCGGAAGCCGAUGCCGCACCCGCUGUCUCCACUUUUCCCGUCAACGGCAACGAAGACAAGCUGACCUCUGCUGUUCAUCAUGAGGAACUGCACGCUACACCCGCAAUCCAAGCGACGGAAACGAACUGCCGAUCACAAUCGCUUUGGGAUCGCGCGUACGAAGUCCUCAAAAAAGACAAGCAACAAUUGGUCACGGAGUAUGAGAAGCUCCUCGCCAAGGAGGUACAGACAGCGAGUACGUUUCACCACAUACGCUGGGAGUCGCCGUGUGUCGUACAAAUUGACUUAUCGAUGUGUACAGAUCUUGCAUCGGAUGCUGCCCCACAAGACAGUUCGCGUUCUCUGCGCCAAGCCCAACUGACCACCGUUAUUGAUGGAGGCCUAAAGCGUAUGGACGAGAAGACUACGAAAUACACGAUUGCCGGUCAUGACUUUGUCCUCAAAGAGCAGAUUGCCCAGGCCUCCAAGUUCUUGCUGUGGGCCAAAGACUGGGUGGGCGAGGCCGUCCAGGCAUCACCGCAGGCAUCUAUUGCGUGGGCGGCCGUCUGCCUCGUUCUCCCGCUCCUCACAAACCCCACAACAGCUGCAGAGGCCAACCAGCACGGAUUCAAGACAGUCACCGCCCGUAUGCGGUACUAUGUCGAGCUGGAGCCUCUGGUACACCGCCUGGCUGCCAACGCACGGGGCGAUGUUGAUAUGCGUGGGUUAAUGCAGCAGGUGGACAGCAACAUCGUCGACCUGUACCGGCAGAUUCUCGAGUUCCAAAUCAGCAGCGUGCUGCGGUUCUACGCCAACCACCUCAAGACCUACGCCAAAGACAUGGUUCUGCCCCAAGACUGGACGCAGAUGAUGCUCGACAUCGAGGCGCGCGGCGAGACGAUCCGCAAAGACGUGAGCCAGAUCACGGAAUUGGUGGGACACCAGGACGCAGAGGCGACACAAAGCGAGCUGGCCGCACUCAACGAGACAAGUCGACAGGCCCUCGACGUGAUGGGCUCGCUUCUGUCGGAGCAACUCUCUGUCUUGCAGCAGCAGCUGCAGCUCGAGACGGACAUCCGGGAGGACACCGUGCGCCAGCGGCUGUCGGACGAGCAGAUUGCGUGCCGUGAGCUGUUUUGCCUCACCAACGCCGACGAUGCGACGUACGAGUGGUACAAGGACCGCGUGGAAGACCUGGUCGAGGGCACGUGUCAGUGGGUCCUCCAGCACGAGCACUUCCGGCAGUGGCUGGCGCAAGAUUCUGGCCCGCUGCUCGUCUCGGCCGAUCCCGGGUGCGGCAAGUCGGUGCUCGCCAAGUAUCUGAUUGACCGGGGGCUGGCAGAGCAAUUGCAGAACGUGCAGUCCCCGGACGCCGCGAACAGCGUGAACAGUACAAUCUGCUACUAUUUCUUCAAAGACCAAGACCAGAACACGUCCCGCCAGGCCCUCUGUGCUCUUCUGUACCAGCUCUUCUCCCAGAAGCCACAUCUUCUGCUGCAUGCCAUACCGCUGUACAGAAUACACGGCCACCAUCUGAACAAGUUUGAGAAGGAUCUUUGGGCGAUCCUGGGAAACGCGGUACGCGACCCACACGCCGGGCCGGUCAUUGUUGUUCUCGAUGCGUUGGAUGAAUGUGCCGCGUCCCAGUUCGACGGCCUGAUGCGGAGUUUGGAGACUCUGCUACACGAUACCCAGUCGUCCCAUGCCAAGUUCAAGAUGCUCUUGACCAGCCGCCCCUACGACCAGAUUGUCGACGAAUUUUGGAGCCUGUCGGACGCGUUCCCGCACAUUCGCAUCCCGGGCGAGGAGGCGUCGGAAACCAUCAGCCACGAGGUCAACCACGUCAUCCACUACCGCGUCGAGCAGCUGGCCAAAAAGAAGCAGCUGUCCCCCGACGUCAAGUCGGCGCUGGAGACACGAUUGCUCAGCAUCGAGCACCGCACCUAUCUCUGGGUGCAUCUUGCCUUUGACAGCCUCGAGGCCGGGUUCAAGAGGACGUCGCGCGGCGUCGUCGCUGCGCUGCAGGAGCUGCCCGAGAGCGUCAACCAGGCCUACGAGCAGAUUCUCAACAAGUCCAAGGACGAGCCGAUGGUGAGAAAGGCCCUGAGCGUCAUCCUGGCCGCGGUCCGGCCCCUGACGCUCGCCGAAAUGAACGUUGCCAUGAACACCACCGGCCAGGAGACGGCGCUCGCCGACUUGGAGCUGGAGACCGAAGCGGACUUCCAAUCACGUCUCCGCGAUUGGUGUGGCCUGUUUGUCUCCAUUCACCAUGGCCGCGUGAAUUUCCUCCACCAAACCGCCCGGGAGUUUCUCCUGUCCGUGUCGUCGUCUGUACCUGUACCGACCGUGCCGGGGCUACAGUGGCAGCAUUCGAUCACUAUGCGCCAGGCACACAUGGUACUUGCCGAGAUUUGUCUGCAGUUUCUCAACAUUUUCAACUUUGUAGAGCGCGAAACGUCAAAAUUGAUUCCGGCCCGCAUCACUUUCUUAACUUACGCGGCGGAGAACUGGCCGGGCCACUUCCGCAAUGCCGAUGCCGCCGACGAUGCGGCCAUCGUGCUGCUCGCUGCGGCUGUUUGUGGCGAAAAGUCAAGGAGCCGUACGAUCUGGACCGAAAUCUUUGAUCCGUUCGCGGACUGGCUUGGCCUUGGCUUGACGAUUGAUACGGUCAGUGGCAUUCUAUUAGCAUCGCAGCUGGGGCAUCCUUCGGUUGUACAGCUGCUUGUCGACCAGGGAGGUGACGUGAACGCCUGGGACCAAUAUGGGCGAACGCCGCUAUUGUUGGCGGCCAGGUCUGGGCACGCGGACAUGAUCCGUUUCCUGCUUGAGAAGGGCGCCGACAUCGAUAAGCCAGACAACACCACAAAGUUUACGCCAUUAAUGGAAGCGAUUUUGUGUGGGUCCGAGGAGGCGGUGCGGCUGUUGCUCGAGAAUGGCGUCAACGUCAAGGCGAAGGACGUACAUGGCUCGACACCUUUGAUAAUCGCCUCCAGGAAAGGGAAGGAAGUUCUCGCGCGACUGCUGCUGGAGAAAGGUGCCGACAUCAACGGGAUAACCGUGCAGAGCCAGACGGCGCUGUGCUUGGCUGUCAUAAAUAAUCAUCCUGCUGUGACACAGCUGUUGCUCGAGAGAGGGGCCGACACCGAGGUGAAAGGCAAGGACGGCCACACGGCGCUGUUUUGGGCCACAGUGGCGGAGUAUGAUGAUAUCGCGCUGCAAUUACUGGAGAAAGGUGCCACCAUCAGCGAGAAAGAUAGGGAAAACUACCCGUGGAUCGCUGUCGUCGAAAAGCGACUCGAGGACAUGGUUCAUAAUCGAGAUGAUGAUGGCUAG